Lachancea nothofagi CBS 11611 is the source of this 2700-nucleotide messenger RNA. NCBI's taxonomy places the organism in Eukaryota, Fungi, Ascomycota, Saccharomycetes, Saccharomycetales, Saccharomycetaceae. The record is from the annotation of a GenBank genome assembly.
AUGUCUAUGUGGAGUCCGGACGAGACGUCCCUGCUACAAAUUGUUUCCGUCAUUAUAGAUUCUCUGUCGCCGCUGCAGGACAAAAGAAGCGAUGCUAUGAAGGCCUUAGAAACCUUCAAAUUACAACCGGAGUUCUGGAACUAUUUAUGCUACCUUCUAACAGAGGCCGACUCUAAUAUGUCGCUGAGCUCACAGUUGCCGCUUCAUGACGUCCAGAACUGUCGCGCGGCAGCUGGGAUGAUCUUGAAAAAUUCGCUCCUGCAGGGCACCAAGGACUAUGACCUCAGCUACGUGAAAUUCAAUAUUGUCAAGGGGUUGCUCUCUGAUAAUUCGUUGAUUUCCAAUAUUACAGGUAUUGUCAUCACUACUCUUUUUUCAAGUUACUAUCGACAGAAUCGCGAAGAUCCAACCGGAGUUGAGAUUCUAUCGCAGCUUCUCGAAUUGAUGUCGAAUGGCAAAGAGGCAAGUGCGAAAGCACUAUCUAAAAUAAUGGAAGAUAACGCUCAGUUUUUUCUACUCGAAUGGUCUGGCUCUGUAAAACCGAUGGAUACGUUGGUCAGCAGCUUCCUUAUGCUCAUGGUAUCCAAUUCUAGCCCCAUUGUAAGAGCUGAAUCAAUCAAAUGUUUAAAUCAAGUCAUUCCCCUACAAACUCAAAGCUUCAUUGUCAAGAUAGAUGAGUUCUUGCAUAACAUUUUUCAAUUGGCUCAAAAUGAUAAAUGCGAUCUUGUCACCAUUCAAAUAUGCGUGUCGUUGGUUGAGUUUCUCGAGUUUCGGCCUGAUAAACUGAUAGAUCACUUGAACGGUAUUUUAAACUUUGUGUUGCAUGUAAUUAGUACGGCACCAAAUGAAACAGUGGCUCUUCAAGCUAGUGAAUUUUUGCUAGCAUUCGUAUCAAAUUCGCAUAUCCCUGAAAGCGCCGUGAACCCAUUUGUGAAUGAGAUGGUGCCAAUUCUUUUGUCCAAAAUGGUCCAUGAUGAAGAGGAAAUCCUCAUGUUCGAGGCCUCCAAUGAGGAUGAUGCUGACCUAGAAGAUAAAGAUGAGGAUAUUAGACCGGCGGCCGCCAAAAUCAGUAAAAAAAGGGACGACAUGGGCGGUGAAGACGAUGAAACCUCAGAGGACGAUGAUGAUUUUGACACACAAUGGAAUUUAAGGAAAUGUUGUGCAGCUACUUUGGAUAUCAUCACAAGCAUUUUGCCAAGAGAAGUUUUAUCUGUCGGCUUUCCGAUUUUAAGAGCACAUCUAGGGGCAGAGCAAUGGUUUGUCCGUGAAGCUACAAUUUUAGCUCUUGGUGCAAUAGCCGAUGGUGGUAUAAGGUAUUUUUCGGAUCAGCUGCCCGCAUUAAUUCCCUUUCCGUUAGACAAACUAAAUGACGAAUGGGCCCCCGUACGCACAAUUACGUGCUGGACGUUAAGCAGAUUCUCGUCGUGGAUUUUGGCAGAUAACACCCAAUUUCUGAUGCCUGUCCUCGAAUCAAUCAUGACUGUCUUGAUGGAUAAGAAAAAGAUGGUACAAGAAGCUGCUAUAAGUAGCGUCGCUGUCUUUAUUGAGAACUGUGACGCCGAGUUGGUAGAAGCGCUACUUUACAGUGAGCUUCUCGCCAAGUUCCAUCAGUGCUUUCAACUGUACAAAAAGAAAAACCUGAUUAUAUUGUAUGACGCUGUAGGUAGGCUCGCCGAAAAAUGCGAGUUCGACGAGCUUGCUAUGAACUCUAUUUUGCCACACCUAAUUGAUAAAUGGGGAUUAUUAUCAGAUAGCGAUAAAGAACUGUGGCCGCUGUUGGAAUGUUUGUCCUACGUCGCAGCUUCUCUGGGUGAAAAGUUUGCCCCUAUGGCACCAGAAGUUUAUCAUAGGGCUUGGAGAAUUCUUGUGCACUGUGUUGAGCUCGAAGCUAGGUCUCACUAUGAUCCAACGGUUGAAGUCCCCGCAAAAGACUUCACAGUAACGUCAUUGGAUCUCAUCGACGGCCUAGUUCAAGGGCUAGGGCCGGGAAGCCAAGGCCUGAUCUUUCCAGAGGGAGAUAAGACUGCCUUUCAAGUAUUGAUCCAAUGUUUACAGGAUCAGGUACACGAAGUAAGGCAAAGCGCGUUUGCCUUGUUGGGUGACAUCGUCUUCUUUUAUGAUGCUGCUCUUUUUGGGGACGUCCUAGUCGACUUUCUAAAAUACAUUAGUACCGAACUUAUGCACAAUGACGAUUCCGAAGCCACGCCAUCUGUGAACAACGCUGUUUGGGCCCUUGGAUUGAUCAGUGAACGCAUAGACUUGGCAGAAUAUGUGAUUGACUUGUCGCGCGUUGUUUUGGACAAUUUCUGCGAUACCACUCGGGUUAUUCACAGCUCUGUCAUUGAAAACUUGGCGGUGACAAUCGGACGCAUGGCUCGAUUUCAUCCAGAAGUUUUCACGAGCGGCCCCUUCGCUCAUGAUGUGAGCUGGGCUAGAUGGUGCGCACAUGCCAUGAACCUGUCAGACCCAGAAGAAAAAACAGCAGCUUACUUAGGCUUUAUCAAGAUCUUGAACUUCACCGACACUGUGAACACGAUGUCAUCAUCAACACUGCACGAUUUUUUGAAAGGAAUUUCUCAAGAUGUGGACAUCACUGACUUUGCCGAGGAUUUAUAUGCAUUUUUUACAAUCCAUUCAGAGACGCUGCAACUGCUUAAACUCUCGCAACAUGAAAUGGAGUUCCUGAAUCAGUUCUCUUGA